GAGCUGAAUAAUUCAUCAGAUGGCUGGACUGUCCUUUUAUUCUCUCAGUAACUGCAUUCUGCAUGUCCUUCUUGUAUAUUAUUGUCAGUCUCGGUUGAUUGGUCCAAAUCAGCCAAUUACUGCAACAGCUGGAGAAGACAUAACUUUGCAAUGUCACCUGGUACCUGGAGAAAAUGUUGCUUCGAUGACUUUGGAGUGGACAAGACCUGACCUGGACCCCAGAUUUGUGUUUCUGUGGCGUGCAGGCCAGGACCUCAUAAAUAUGAAAAACCCCUCCUACAUAGGUCGAUCAUCAUUGUUCACUGAUGAGCUGAAACAUGGAAACAUUUCACUGAAACUGUGCAAAGUAAAACCUGCAGAUGAGGGCAGAUACAGAUGUCACAUCCCAGAAAAGAAUGAAGAAGCUUUUAUUGAGCUUGUGGUUGCAUCGAGUGCUGUCUCCUCACCUGUCAUCAGCUUAGAAGGGAUUGACAGAGACAAGACAGGAGUGAUGUUAGAGUGUAAAUCUGAAGGUUGGCACCCAGAGCCUGAGCUGCUGUGGUUGGACGGUGAGGGAAACCUCCUCUCUGCUGGACCUACAGAGACCCUCAGAGGGCCUGAUGACCUCUAUACUGUCAGCAGCAGAGUGACUGUGGAGAAGAGACACAGCAACAACAUCACCUGCAGAGUCCAACAGAAGCAAAUCAGCAAGAGCAGAGAGACACACAUACAUGUUCCAGAUGAAUUCUUCAUGUUCACAUCCAGUUCUGCUGUUCCCCUCAUCAUUGGUUUGGUUGUUAGUUUGGCUGUAAGCAUCAUCUUAAAUUUAAUUGGAGUCUUUUUCAUCUGGAGACAAAUCAAAACAA
Messenger RNA from Oreochromis niloticus (Nile tilapia), 845 nucleotides. RefSeq names its product butyrophilin subfamily 2 member A1-like. Lineage: Eukaryota; Metazoa; Chordata; Actinopteri; Cichliformes; Cichlidae. Gene Ontology annotation, cellular component: external side of plasma membrane. The record is from RefSeq and is a predicted model, not a curated record. The transcript is spliced from 4 exons. Gene Ontology annotation, molecular function: signaling receptor binding. The annotation marks the transcript as partial. Gene Ontology annotation, biological process: T cell receptor signaling pathway; regulation of cytokine production.